AAUCGACCAACUGAGUUGUGGGCAGUACAGUUAGUGUUGGCACUGAUAUCGCUUACCGAAGCACUGCUGAUGGCGUACCUAGGAUAUAAGGGCAAUAUAUGGCAGCAAAUUUUAUCAUUUCAUUUUAUUCUAGAACUUGUCACAACGAUACCAUUUGCGGUUACGAUUUUAUGGCCCCCGUUCAGGAAUUUGUUUAUUCCAGUCUUUCUCAACUGCUGGUUAGCGAAACGUUCACUCGAAAAUAUGUUUAAUGAUCUGCAUCGCGCAAUGCAAAAGUCGCAAUCGGCAUUGUCGCAACAACUCACGAUACUUUCAGCAACACUUCUUUGUUUAGUGUUUACGAGCGUUUGUGGUAUACAGCAUUUUCAACGGGCAGGACAUCGCCAUCUAAAUUUGUUCCAGAGUACCUAUUAUGUGGUAGUAACUUUUUCUACUGUAGGCUAUGGUGAUUUUGUACCCGACAUAUGGCCUUCUCAGCUCUUCAUGGUCAUCAUGAUAUGCGUGGCAUUAAUCGUACUUCCGACGCAGUUUGAGCAGUUGGCUUUCACUUGGAUGGAACGACAAAAGUUGGGCGGUAGCUACUCAUCCCAUAGAGCGCAAAGCGAAAAGCACGUUGUGGAUUAUUACGUCGUUUUACUCAGUCCAAUGGAGCUCGACACAACUAUGAGAAUGAUCCUUCAGGUACCAAUCUGGGCUCAACGCGUCAUCUACAUACAGGGCUCAUGUCUCAAAGAUGGUGACCUAGCCCGGGCCCGUAUGGCUGAAGCAGAGGCAUGCUUUAUUCUGGCGGCCCGUAGCUAUGCCGAUAAGACAGCUGCUGACGAGCACGCAAUUCUUCGGUCAUGGGCAGUAAAAGACUUUGCACCCAAUAUUCCGCAGUAUGUACAAAUUUUCCGGCCUGAAAACAAAUUGCAUGUAAAAUUUGCUGAACACGUUGUCUGCGAGGACGAAUUCAAAUAUGCACUUCUGGCUAACAAUUGUACAUGCCCCGGAGCGAGUACACUUGUUACACUUCUGCUACAUACAUCACGAGGACAGGAAGGACAACAAUCCGCGGAGGAGUGGCACCGGCUAUAUGGCAAGUGCUCGGGGAACGAAAUUUAUCAUAUCGUGCUCGGGGAUAGCAGGUUCUUUGGGGAGUACGAAGGCAAAAGUUUCACUUACGCUAGCUUUCAUUCCCAUCGCAAGUAUGGAGUAGCUUUGGUUGGAGUACGUCCUGCUGAACUUCCUGAAUUCUACGAAGAUACGAUCCUGUUAAAUCCCGGCCCAAGGCAUAUCAUGAAGAAGGAUGACACUUGCUACUAUAUGAGCAUAACCAAGGAAGAGAACUCUGCUUUUGUAGUUAACCAAAACCACAAUCAAAGCCCGGAUCAACCACCUAAAGAAGCAACAACAUACAGUGAAAGUAUCGCAAACAGUGCCACAAACCCAGCACUACUGAGCAAUUCAAUCCCAAUAGCAGAUGCAAAAUCAAGCUACAAGGAUGUUUCUUCUUCUCACGCGGCCGCAACAGUUAACAACUCUACAACCACUACACAAUCAACACUUGGACCUCCUGCCAUCUCUUCUGCAAAUCAUCUCGAAAUCCCGAGCAGUAACAAUCCGAACCUUCUAAGUCCAGACAUUUUAAAUCAACGUAGAGGAAGUCGGCGACCAUCGAUUCUUCCGGUUCCGGACAUGUUCACCUCAUCGUCGUUUAGUAUUUCUGGAGAGGAUGGCAUCGAUGGUGAAGACAACGAGAGCGACGAUGAAAUCGACGAUGAUGUUCCUUGGCGCUCACCGUCAGAAAAGAUUGCUACCGGAAGUGUAGAUCUCUCACUCUUGCAAACGGUUUCGUUCGUCCUGAGUUCAUCCGACGAAUCACAAUGUUGUAGUACAACCUCCAAUACCAAAGAUUCUACUCACACACCCCCUGCAUGGCAUACUGAUUGUUCCCGGAUUGUAAAAGGAUUUCCACCAGUUUCACCGUUCAUCGGCGUUAGCCCUACGCUUUGCUUUUUGUUGAAAGAAAAGAAACCUCUUUGCUGUCUACAACUAGCUCAGGUCUGCGAACACUGUAGCUACAGAAAUGCCAAGGAGUAUCAGUGGCAAAACAAAACCAUAAUUCUAGCUGCCGACUAUGCAUCGAAUGGAAUCUACAACUUUAUUAUUCCUUUGAGGGCUCACUUUAGAUCAAAAACAUCCUUAAAUCCUAUCAUUCUGCUGCUGGAGCGAAGGCCAGAUAUAGCUUUCUUAGAUGCAAUUUCCUAUUUUCCUCUGGUCUACUGGAUGUUGGGCUCGAUUGACUGUCUCGAUGAUCUUCUUAGAGCCGGUAUUACUUUAGCAGAGAAUGUUGUUGUUGUCAAUAAAGAACUGUCUAAUUCAGCAGAAGAAGACACAUUAGCCGAUUGCAACACAAUCGUUGCAGUUCAGACUAUGUUUAAAUUUUUUCCUAGUAUAAGAAGCAUCACCGAAUUAUCACAAAGCUCAAAUAUGCGAUUCAUGCAAUUCCGAGCACACGAUAAAUACGCUUUGCAUCUUAGCAAAAUGGAGAAGCGAGAGAAAGAACGCGGUUCGCACAUAUCAUAUAUGUUCCGUCUACCGUUCGCUGCUGGAAAUGUGUUUAGUGCUUCCAUGCUGGACACAUUGCUGUAUCAAGCUUUCGUUAAAGAUUAUGUCAUUACGUUUGUUCGUCUACUACUUGGGAUCGAUCAGGCCCCGGGAAGCGGCUUUCUUACCUCGAUGAAGAUUACAAAAGACGAUAUGUGGAUUCGAACAUACGGUCGGCUGUACCAAAAGCUCUGUUCCACGACAUGUGAAAUUCCUAUUGGUAUCUACCGAACGCAGGAUACGUCAAGCGCUGAUGCAUCACAUUAUUCGAUUAACAUAGCCGACGAAGCACGAGAUAACCACGUACAGCAAAUCGAACGUGCUGAGAUCGCUAAUCUGGUACGCAGUCGAAUGGAAUCAUUAAACUUACCGAGCAUCGAUUACGACGACGUGAGCGAAAAGCGAAAUCAUCUCUCGUAUGUCAUUAUCAAUCCGUCGUGUGAUCUGAAGCUAGAAGAAGGGGAUAUCAUCUACCUUGUACGACCUUCUCCAUUCUCUGCGCAAAAAACGUUCGAGCGCCACAACUCACGGCGCAAAUCCAACAUAUCUUUCUGUUCCAACAUCAAUCUAGCGGCGGCGGCCGGCUCACGUCGCGGCUCUGGCAUCGGUCUGAACACCAUCGGAGGACCGCAGCCGAUGUCAGGUUACGUAACGCCCCGGGCGCCUCCGCUGGUCACAACAAAAUCGAAUUCUCUAUCUCUUCCAGAUAGUCCUAAUGCAUUGGGACAGAUGCGAGGAAGGAGUAAUUCCUUGAGGAUUGACAGUGACAUUCUCCUACGACGCUCCAAUUCACUGAGGCAAGGACUACCGAACAUUGGAGCAUCGGGACGACGAAAAUCAUCGUUAGAGGAAAUUGGUAUAAGUCACUUCGCUACACUCAUGCAGGCAACAAACCAUUCUAAUCCGAUAAAGAUAGCUCUGAAUGGCAGUAUUGGCUUGGAGGUAACUCCUCCGGAAGAACCUCUUCCUAUCAUUGGUGUUCCUUGCUUAAGCGGUGGAGUUAAUCCUUCGACACUCGGCGGUUCGGGGCUAGCAGGUUCGACGAUUGGUGGGUCUACUCUUGGUGGUUCGUCGCUCGGCCUAAGUACUGCCAUCGAGUCAAAUAAUAGCGCGUCUACACCCAACAUUCAGAUGCAAAACGAAUCUUCGUCACAACCACAGCAUUUACAUGGAACGAUAGUAUGAUACAACCUAAUGUGGGGCCGCAGGCUCCGCUCAGCGGUGCGCAGCAACAAGUGGAUAUAGAACAAACCAACUAUCCAUCCUGUUAAGCAAAAGUAUUAGUUUGUAUGAUACAACCUAAUGUGGGGCCGCAGGCUCCGCUCAGCGGUGCGCAGCAACAAGUGGAUAUAGAACAAACCAACUAUCCAUCCUGUUAAGCAAAAGUAUUAGCCUAAAAGACUCACACAUUUCGUAACAUUUCAUUGCAACUAUAAGUUAAAAUCUCGUAGUUUGAGCGGUGGAAUAUGUGGUACUCCCGCAAACUCCUCAAGAUAGCUGAUUACUAACCCAGUACAGUACCAAAAAAUCAUAUAAGGUCGAUGCAAACAGAUGAAAUUAAAGAGGUAGGAAAGGCAACUAGUAACGUAUAGCAAUCAAGGAUAGAACUAUAUGGUAGUAUGAAACAUGACCAACGACAAUGAAUCGCGAGCGCAAUAAUAUAGUGUGCGAGGAUGGAUCGAGUUGCUUCAAAGUUAUAACGUAGAUACAAUUACUAGAACAGCUGGUAUAAAAAGGAGGACCGAAGGAUAAAAUUAGGUAAAUUUUGUACUAAAACAAUAAAGUAGUAAACGAUUACUUUAAGUAGAUAUGAGAAGAUUACCAAAAAGAGAUGUUCUAGAUGUCAAAAACGUGGCUAUGCUUAAUAACAGCGACGGGAAGUGGGAGCAAGGUUAGAGAGGAUGAAAUUAUUAAUUGAUAUAAUCUUUACGUCUUCUUCUUUGGCAACCGCAUCCGGUCAUGCCUGCUCUUUAAGGGCUUACUGAACUUUUACCCUUUACGUACGUGAAUAGUCAGUCCCGGUCUCAGUUGGGAUUUAAAAUGCGCUGACAGGGUAAUCCAGCACUCGUGGAAUAUCCUUGCUCUUUUAUACAAAUAUAUACAAAAUUAUCAUUACCAUUCACGGGUAGCUUUACCAGUGCAAAUCGCAUUUUUUCUUAAAACUAGAAGUUGCUAUAUUUAAGAAUAUGGAGGUUAAUAUAUUUUCAAUAGAAAGGAUGUCAAUAAAAUGGGCAACUAACGAUCGAAAAGAGCAAUCAUAUCGUAUAAAAAGUUAAGACGGUCAAAAUGUUGGGCGUGUGUCGAAAUUCCGCCGUGUUUCCUUCAUUAAUAUAUAUCAACAUUAUAUAUUCCUGAUUUAAUUUCUUGCUUAAUUACUUCAUGAAGACAAUUGUACCAUUGACUACUGUUGUUGUUGAUGAUUUUAAUAAAAAUCGUCAUUCAACAAUAGUACAGUACGUAGGUUAGAGUUUAGCAAAUAUUUACAGAACGAUUUCUAACGAUCGUCCGAAUUAUGCGCCUAACCCUAAAAACCCGUUAUUUUUAUGAUAGCAAGUGAACACAGUUGACUUUGCAUGUGUUCCAUUUUUUUAUCUUUUUAUUUUUCAUAUUUAUUAAAUAUCCAUAACCGUGACUUCUCUGACUUCCUAUGAACCUGCAAUAUAUGGUUGUCAAAACUACAACCUGCCCAACAAACCCACGCUUCAAUCCGACACACGAACACAAUCGAUUGAAAUUGUUGACACCUUAUUACCUUAGCUAGUAAGCUCACAUACUCUUAAGGAGUGUGUACGGUACAUUUUAGUUUAUUAAUUAGAAAAUUGUCUCAAGCUAGCCCGGCAUAAUUUGAAAACCGGCAUCUGGGCCAGCAAUUCAAAUAUGAGUCUAACUCAACUUCUUCUUUUAUCUGCAAAAACUGUAUUAUAGAAAUAAGACACCACUGAAAUCAUGAAGUCCCCACUUAUUAAUUGUGAUAAAUUCCCAACCUUAACCCACAUUAUCACCAAAUUUGAAAAUUACAAAACGAGUACACCAUCAUUUGCAUGCUAUUUAAUAGCCUUAACUACACUUUGCUGUAGAUUGCAGCUGAAGGUCAAAUUCGCAAUAAGCGGUUUCCAUCAGGUAUCUGGUUAAGUUUAUUUUCCAAAAACGAAGUUAGCAAUUGAUUUAGAAAAUGUUGUUCAUAGUAGUGCAUUUGGAAAACUUUUUGGCUCAUAAGAAAAAGUAGAGAUAGUAUUAAAAUAACUCGGGAAUCAGAACCGUCGAAACUCCUAUAUUUUUGUACCCUAACCAUUUACACUUUAUACAAUUUUGUUUUCCUAUUUUGUAUGAUGAAAACCUUAUGACGUAUACAAACAUUAAAACUAAACGCAAACUCACAUAAUAAGAUUUUAACCAACAACUGCGAGAUUGGUGUAAAUAAAAUUGUACAGACAAACACGUAGAAAUAAAUUAAGCAUAAAACAUAAUCUAAUGUAAUCAUCACAAUGAAGGAUACGUUGGCAAUGAGUGGUUCUUAUUUUAGAUUUGACGUUGUUUCUCUAUCACUCUCAUUAAAACUACACCAAACAGGCGGUAGACGUUACAAAUGCUAUCUGAUAAAAAGAAAAAUAAAAACAUCGCUUUGGUAUACUGUAAUCGCUUUACAAUGCUAAAAAGGUAUUUAACAAACUGGUAAAUACAACGUUAUAAGUCUGUUUUUUGAAAAUCGCUGCCAAUGUAAAUUAUUUGGCAAAAGUUUAUUAACGAUAUAUCUUGUACAAGUUUACGCAAAUGAAAUGCAGUUGACCUGAAUUAUGAACUAGUUGACUUAUUUUUUACAUAUGGCAUAAGUUUAAACACCAUCUCAUUAACAAGCAACAUGAGACCAAUUAAAAAAAUCUUUUUAUUAAAUAUAUGAGUAAAAGGAAUGAAAGUAAGCAUAGUAAACAAAUUUCAUAUUCAUAUAAGCUUGCCAAUAGAUAUACUCAUAGAAUGAGGAUAUCACAAUCACCUUAAAUCAUUUAGAGGUCCAAACACAGAGCAUUUAAUAUGAAAAUAUAAAUAGUUGAGUAGGCCUUGAAUCAUUACGAACUUGAAAUUACAUUAAAAUUACUAGGUCAAAUGGAAUUUUUAUUGAGAGUGUCCAAGUUCAUUUCAAAUAUGCUACAAUCUCUCAAAAAAUGCCUUAAAUUGAGUUCUAGUGAAAAAUAAGCAUCAUAACCGAAUGGAGUAGUAACUCGUAG
Anopheles coustani is the source of this 6812-nucleotide messenger RNA. It is a transcript of the gene SLO2, whose product is annotated as potassium channel subfamily T member 2. Gene Ontology annotation, molecular function: intracellular sodium-activated potassium channel activity. The coding region runs from base 70 to 3774 and encodes 1234 amino acids. The transcript has 24 exons. The record is from RefSeq and is a predicted model, not a curated record. Gene Ontology annotation, biological process: potassium ion transport. Gene Ontology annotation, cellular component: membrane. NCBI's taxonomy places the organism in Eukaryota, Metazoa, Arthropoda, Insecta, Diptera, Culicidae.